This is a messenger RNA of Telopea speciosissima, 398 nucleotides long. RefSeq lists its product as uncharacterized. NCBI's taxonomy places the organism in Eukaryota, Viridiplantae, Streptophyta, Magnoliopsida, Proteales, Proteaceae. The transcript is spliced from 2 exons. The record is from RefSeq and is a predicted model, not a curated record. The coding region runs from base 43 to 234 and encodes 63 amino acids.
GAGCGGAAGAGCGGAAGAGCGGAAGAGCAGAAGACGAGAAAGAUGGUGAAAGUCUCUACAUACUUCGGCAUGUCAUUUGGUGCCUUUAUUUUCUGGCAGUCCAUGGACAAAGUCCACGUUUGGAUUGCUCUCCAUCAGGACGAGAAGAAAGAGAGAAUGGAAAGGGAAAUGGAGGUCAAGAGGGUCAGAGAAGAGCUACUGCGACAAGGCAAGCAAAACAAUUCUCCGGCAUAAGUCUCUCAUUAUUAAUAGUGGCCCUGCCUGUGAACUUCAUAUUUUUGUAAUGCUCUGCUACUGUUAUCUUAAUAUUUUAAUAACAGAUUCCACAUAAAACACUGUAAACAUUUCAAAGUGGAUGGUUUAUUCUCAGUGGAAAGUACCUUGUUCUCUUCUCUUAA